GCUUCUGCAGAAAGAAAGAUAAAAUGAACCAAAAUGUACGGCUUUCAUAUUAAACGUUCUAUCUAACGUUUCUUAAUCUAUAUUAUAUUGUACAAAUUUUCUCCUUCAGGAACUUUCAUAUGAUUGGUCACAGAACGAAAAAAAGUAUAUAUACACAUAUACGUAUAAACAUAUGUAUAUAACUGAUAGUAAAUGAAAAAUAAUUUCUAUACCAUAUACAUCAUAUUUUUUCAACAAGUAAUAUUACCAAAUUUUUGAAAAAACAUUAACUACCAAGUUUCAUCAAUAGUUUCUAUACUUUUAACAAAAUAAUACAGCAUUUAUAUCAUUGCAGUAAACUUUAAUAAAAAACAUAUAAAUAUGUACAGGAUAUCGUAUAAAACCAUGAAAUGUAUUUAAAAGAUUUAAAACUUCUGGCGUGUUGAGAUGUACUCUUUAUUUUUUUUUGAAUCCUAAUAGUUUUUCUAAAUUGUUUGAAUUAAAAUCAGAUAGUAGCAAUACGAGAACAUUAGAUACGAUUAACCAUUAUUUCUAUCCAGAUGCAACUCACAUAAUAAUUGACUUACCAGUAAUUAAUAAAACAAUGCUACAUUUUUUGCUAAAAAAUUCAAAAUUUUUAUCUACUUUUAAUGUGUCUUUUGAUAAAUGAUACAAGUUUUUAAAAGGUGUUUUCACCAAAAUAAUCAAUAAAGAACUUCAAAUAAUUUUUACAUCUCUUAUUUACUGAAUAUGAAGACUAUUCAUAUAAAAAAAAAUGCUUUUUAUUUUAUUGACUUUAUCAAUACAAAAUCUCAAGUGUUCCAUUUCAAUUGUAAUUUUGGUCAUGAUAUAUACUAUUGUAAAAAAAAAUUAUUAUUAUUAUUUUACCUAAAUUUAAUAAAACAAUAUUGCUAUUUGUUAUUUUGAAAUCAACUUUUAGCUAAAACCCUCAAAUUUAACUUUGUAUUAGUACUGUAGCGUUAAAGUUCAUUAAAGUUAUGUAUGUUCAAUGCUAAUAUUGAUAGAAAACUUUUUAAAAAGAAAAUUAGAUUUUUUGUCUUUAUCGAGUUUUCAAGUAAUAUUAAGGUCCAGUAAUGCUAGCAAUAAACAACUGUGUUUGUCAAAGUACUCAAAAAACUCCGUAUGAAAUUGUUUUUGGUCAACCUGCUCGUCACGAGCAUGACUUUUGGUUGCAAUUACACAAGCAACAUAAAAAUAAUUUAAUAAUUGAUGAAGAAGAUUUACCUGAAUCAAUUUCAGAUAUGAUUAAUACAAAUGAUGAUAAAUUCUUAAAUGAAGAUUUCAGUAUUAUUUGUCCUUCUUCACCACUACCACUAUUAUCAACGACGUCACAAAUAACACAUACUAAGCGUCUAUAUGAGAAAUAUCAAUCUGGUUUGAAAAAAGAAAAAAAGUUUCAAGUAAAUGACAUAGUAGGAUUAAAAAUUUCUGACGUUGAUCGAUCGAAUUUAUCAGCAUCAAUUCUUCCAUGUAAAAUAAUUGAAAUCUCACAUAAAGACGAAGGUUUUAAUACACAAUACAAACUUGCUACAAUGAAUGGAAUAAUUAAUAAUUGGUUUUCAUCAGCAGAUAUUAUAGAUAUGUCGGAAACAGUUUCAGCCGAUUUGAGACAAUUAGAUACAAACAUAUUACCAGUUAUAACUUUUAUUCAAGCUUGUCAAGCGUUUACCAAAUUUAAGCCAAUUAACAUUUGUAAAUGUAGCGGUUUAUGUAAUACAAAACGAUGUCCGUGUAAAAGACAAUCUUUACUUUGUUGCACCAAGUGCCAUCGUGGUAAAUGUAUUAGUUGUAAAAAUAAAACUUAA
Messenger RNA from Rotaria sp. Silwood2, 1805 nucleotides. Lineage: Eukaryota; Metazoa; Rotifera; Eurotatoria; Philodinida; Philodinidae. The record is from the annotation of a GenBank genome assembly.